Molecule: messenger RNA, 3094 nt
Organism: Diatraea saccharalis (sugarcane borer)
Lineage: Eukaryota; Metazoa; Arthropoda; Insecta; Lepidoptera; Crambidae
Source: the annotation of a GenBank genome assembly
GUUUAAUAUAAUGCCAGAAGAGACAGUAGAUGAUGAACUGUCAAACAUAGGCAACGGUAUUCUUUCUGACCACAGUCAAAAUGUGAUGAAUAACGGAUGGGAUGGUAAACAAGAACCGCUUUCAGAUGAAGAGCGUCCACUGAAAAUUUGCGAGAACUUGUCAGUGGAGAGAAGGAAUAGUUUCAAUAGUAUCUCUAUCGGUAAAUCUGAGCCGAUGGACGAGGAUCCGUUGGCUUGUACCGAGGGCACUGGAGAAAUGGAACAACCCGAUAAUAAUAUGCAAGAGUCUAAUGAAAAUGAAGCGUUGAAGCAAAACCACCAGGUUAUAAUUCGCCCGCUUAAUAACGUGGUGCGAAUAGCCGUGGAAGAGCAAGUGAUGUGUGUCCAGCCCCCUCCCGCUGCUGCUCAGGUUCCCCCUCCGCUCCUCCUCCAGAUACAGUCAGCACCCAACCCGAUCACUGUCACGCUACAGAACGAGAAGGUGAUCUUGCCGGAACAAGUACUUAUUUUGCAACAGCAUUUGAGACAACAUAUACAGAUCGCCACGUCGAACUUCUUGCAGCUCUUCAUUAAUCCACUUCACUGGGCUAAAGCGCCCACUUACAAAGAGUAUUUGGAAACGUUAUUGAAGAUGGUGAAUGAGAAUCCGUCGUCCGUCGUAAACGUGUGUAAUCUCCAUCAGGCGGUGGAACUGGUCCAUAAGUGGGAGGAGAGCGUCUCUAAAGACACGCCCGAGAAUACUGCUAUGGUCGAAUUUAUUCAAAAGGAAGCUGAAAGAUGGCGCCGCAAUACGGCCUAUAACAAACUAUACGUGGGCGAAUUUCACGAGACCUUCAACAAAGUAGUGGCGAACAGUCCCGUGUUCCUGUACCCGUAUUUGUUGCCGCCGAUGCCGUACGCUGCAGACUCUAAAAGGAGAUUCAGCUAUCUACGCUCCGAAGACGAGUUGAUAGCCAUAGGUCUGGACCAGUUCUGGAAAUAUGUGGACAGCAAUCCGGAUAUAUUUCGCCGUCCCCCUCGCUCUCACCCGCGCCACCGCUGGGGUUUAGUGGCCACCGCUGAACUAGUGGUCCGGUACAUGUUCCCGUGGCUAUCGCCGCGUACGCUAGUUCAACACGUGAUGGUUGCAAGACGACAGGCGGACAAAGACAACCCUAUUUAUAAAUACUUCAAUACCAAUGAAAUAACACCUGUAAAACAUAAACUGUUACCAUACAAUCCUAAGUUGACUUUGUAUGAACAGCCCGAAAACGAAAUGCCAAGGUGUUGGCUCCGAUACCUAUCCAAGACAAGCAAACGGUUCAAGGUCCACUUGCGACGUCGCCAACAUGUAUUGGGGCAAACACCGACGGGGGUAGAAAUAAGUAUGGGUGCAUUAGCGAUUCCACUACCCAAAGAGCCCUUGCCCAUAGACUUCACCAAAGAGAUCAGAACGUGUCGAACCAAAAAAACAACGAACGAACCAGAAAAACCGGUGUUAAUGGACAAAUUCGAUGUGGACAUACAGAAAAAAGAUACACAACCUCCCCUUAACUUCUUUCAACUAGUUCAAACCAAUAAUGGACCCGCUCUAGUGCCUCUAGUCAUCCAGUCUGAUCCUAACACUUCAAAUAUCACUCUAGUAGCGCGACCCAAUACGAGCGUAGACAAUUUGAAUGUGCCGAAAACAAUAGAACAAACUAACACAGUGAAUUGUAAUAACGCACCUAUUACUAGUGCUAUAGAGACUAAUAUCAUUAAACAAGUACCAGAAAAAAGUACCAAAAACAUCAAGGCUGCUAAUGUUGAGCAUCACUGCUGUUGCUGUAUUAUACUUAAACGGAUAACCAAAACCAAACAAACUGUGAUAACGGACUUUUUUAGGAAUAAGGACAAUGUGAGUGUUAAUAAAACUAAGUGUCAGUGUAAUGAAAGUAGAUAUCCUACAGUCACGAAAAAGUUAAAACUUUUAAUUUUAAGAUAUAAAUCUAAAUAUAAGUGUAUUUAUGAAGAGAUUCAAAGAAGACUUGGUGUUAAAAAGACACGAAAUGAAGAUGAAAUGGGUUGUUUAGAAGGGACAGCCGAUUCAUGUAGUGGGGAAGAUCUGGCUGACGUGUCUGCGUUCCAGCAGAAGCUAACGAUACGCGGCCAAAUAGCGAAGAAUAUUCAGAUAAAAAGUCGCAUCAACACACUGUUCUCAAGGUUCGAUGUUGACGCCGACGAUCCGAUCAAGCUCGCUCUUGAGCUAGACCAAACGUUCAACAUUGAAAUGGUGGACGUUUUCAAGGAGUUCUGCGGAUUUUUGAAUCCCGAACAAGCGGAUAAAAUUAACAGAUUCCGCGAUUACUUCAUACAUAAUUGUGUUCAGGGUCUGAUGGAGAAGAUCGAAGAGCAGGUGAAGGACAAAAUAACGAAGGAAUCGCUUCUAAGGCAGAUCAGUGCGUUUUUCUCAUCGAACCAAUGGACGCCGUGUUCGAUGUGUAGCGCGCUGCUUAUUUUACAGCGCGCUCAUCCUGAACUAGCGCGCUACACGUUCGCGCUGUUCCCGCACGCGAGCCGUAAACAGAGCUGUAUAAUAGAACCAAAAAAGACAGAUGUUACACAGCCAGCGCCAUUACAAAUCGAGCCCCUCGUUGCAAAUCGCUCCAAUAACAUCACAAACGAUAACCAGAUGUUGGUAGACAACGAGUCAGACAAUCGUACAAGUGGUCCAGAAGAAAAUGGCGAAAAUGGUCCCACUGAUCAAAGUACAGACUCUUCCUCGGCGAUUAUCAAAACCGAGGUGCCAAUGUCUGCUGAAGUUGAUACGCCAGAAAUUACGAUAAGCAAGACCGAAAUACAAUACAGUGAUUCAGAUACUUCAACGAUGAUUGUUACAGAAGAUGAGUUAGUGAAAUCUGAACCAUCAGAGUGGAAACGAGACGAAGAUAAACUUAUAUUGGAAAUGUUGAAACAACACCUGACGCCGGAAGAACGAAAAGAGAAAACCAUAUUAGAAAUAAUUGAUGAGAAACAAAUUGUCGAAAUACUAAACCAGAGUCUAUUAGACAAAUCAUAUGAUGACAUCAAAGAAAGAAUGUUGAAUAUAUUGAAAAUUCUUGUCUUAGAAUCUUAA